GUCUUAUGCUUAAGAACUCUCAUGUACCAUAUGUGCAUGAAAGUUCUGUAUGUAGGAGUUUGUUUGAAUCUGCCGAGCCGGGUCUGUAAACAGUUUGGUAGACCGGGGCCAGAAGAGUCCAUUGUGAGUCGAGAGAGGGGCAGUCCGACUCUGACACAGCUGCAGUAGGAGGGGAGCUGUUAAACUACUGCAAGUCAGUGGACCGACAGACAGCGGCACUUCACAUGAUUAUGACAGGACACAAUGACUGACCCACCUUUGACCGACAGCUGCCACAACCUGACAGACAAAGCAGAAAUCCUGUUCCCUAGCGGUGAAACAGUGACGCAGAUAGGCCUUUCCCUCUGACCUGUAAGGAGCAUCAGCUGGAUCCACUGUCGCAAAGUCAAGCUGAAAAAUAUCUGCUAUCGUCUGAAAAGAUGCUGCUCCUACUACUGGGAAUCAUCCUCCUGCACGUCGCUGGUCUGGUUCUCCUGUUUGUGUCCACAAUAGUCAGCGUAUGGACGUCAAGUGAAACUAGCACCUCAGACCUCUGGUUAAACUGCUCUACUUCCAAUGGAGGAUACCACUGUGACCCAGCAUCAUCUGGAGAGUGGAUUCAAGUGGUGCAGGCCCUCAUGAUCCUAUCCAUCAUCUUCAGCUGCCUAUCUCUCUUCCUCUUCUUCUGCCAGCUCUUCACUUUGCAGAAGGGUGGACGAUUCUUCCUCACUGGAACCUUCCAGAUCCUUGCCAGUUUGUUUGUGAUGAGCGGAGCCAUCAUCUACACGGUGAUGAGUCCGGAGUGGGUGCCGGACGCAAAUGCCUUCGGCUACUCCUACAUCCUGGCGUGGGUGGCCUUCCCCUUGGCGCUGAUCAGCGGACUCAUCUAUGUCAUCUUGAGGAAGCGAGAAUGAGCCAUCACUCCAUCCCAGUGUUCCCAGUAACCCCUUGCCCAAAUGCAAGUGUCAUCAGUCCCACUCUGAAGUAUAAGUUCUGAUGCCUGAGUACCAAUGGCCAAUGGAGCCACCAGGCCAAUACACCCAGAUCACAGCAAGGGGGAGGGGGUUAAUACCAAAAAUCAACAUGCAAAACCAACACAAAAACAACCAAUACUGUCUCAGUUAAAAGAUGUAUAUAGUAUCUAUGGUUUAAAACCUAUUUAUAACACUUUUUACAUAUAUGUACAUAGUUUUUGUGUUGCUCUGUCAAUGGAUACUUGUAUGAGCUUUUGCCUUGUGUUUGUUUGUAAUGAUGACAUAAUUAGAUGCUAUUUUGUUGUGUUUUCUUUUUUUUUGUUGCCUUUUUUGUUUUGGUAAUUGCCAAAGGAUUAGUAAAAAAAGAAAAAGGUUUCUUCAAGUAUAUUAACCAAAGUGCAUGUAUAGAAAUAGAAGGGUUAGAAGAAGAUUUUUUGGAUGGGCUUGCUUUACAAAAAGAGUGGUAACAUCCAUGGACGUAGCAUAGCCAUGAAAUAUAGAUUUGGUCCUUUUCUAUUUGUGAAUUUGCAAGUUUCAGUGUUUUUAUUUUCGGUAUUUUUCUAUUUCUUAUUUUCAACAAAAGAUGGUGCUAUGUAUUUAUCAUUCCUAUUACUGAUAGCAAUCAUUUACAACGGAGUUACUUUGUUAUUGUUUAGAGUCAAACAGCUUGCCAUGAAUUAAAGUGAGAAUCAGACAGAGGUACACUUGUACAUACAGUGCCUGACUGCUUCUUUAGGGAACACAGCCUAUUUCACAUUGCAGUGCCAGAUUUUUUUUUCAUCAGCUACUGUAAAAAAAAUAUAUAUAUUAUUGAGUUUGGGGUGGUAUAUUGAUCAAGUCAAAAGUCACACUUGGAAUGUCAGUAUUAUUCUAUGAGUUUGUGAAGAGUUGGAUCACAGUGAAAUUACUUUAUAUAAGCUUAAUUUUCGCUCUAUUUGCCUUCAUUUUCCCUAAUUCUGAUGUUUGUGUUCACCUGUUGUGUGUGGCUGUUAAAGUCUCAAGAAGCCAAAUUGCCUAUUUAGUAGAAUACCAUAAAAAAAAAACUGGGGCAUUAUAUCCUAAGAAAAAAGUAUUUAACAUUACUAGAAACAAAUGCCACCAAAGUUGAAGCCAUAUAAGAAAAUACCAGAUGGUAGGAAAAAUAUAAUGGUAGGAAAAACAUAUUUAGUAUUAACUCUAUAUGUGAGGAAAAGGACAGAGAGGUUUGCAGUGAUGACACAAAUGUCUGUUUCACAUACUUGAAGUUUGACAUGCUGCAGUCUCUGCCCACUGACGUCUAGAUGUUUUUCUCUUCUACUGUAUAAAACACUGUUUAUAUGUUGUGCAUAACAGAUGUUGAUGACAAUCUAGCCUAAAACACUCACUCAAUAAAACUACUCUCACAUUAUCUAAUACUGUGUAUUCCACUGUUACAAGGGACUGGAUUCACGCUAACACUUGAUGCAUGUGGAGCUAGAAAAUACAUAAUGCAGAAGUCAAGUCAUUUUCUAGGCUGUUAUGUUGUCUGCCUGUAAACACACAUCUCUGCUACAAAAGCCUGAUGUGGAAAAAACUGCCAGUAAAUGGGAAUAGACAUGAAAAUGAAAGCCAAUUCUGAACCAUUUGUGGUGAUGAAUCUAUUAUGAUUGACAGUAGCUGCAUGUUCACAUGCUAUGAGAUGGAUGUCAGUAAUGCAGCGUGCAGCAUGUAAAUUCCUGUGUACAGUCUAGCCAAGCAAGUCUAUCUAACAGUAUGUAAUCAUAUUCUGGUAGAUCAAAUAAGCUGCCUUGUGCAUGUGGUUGCAAAUGCUGUAUGUGACUUGUGUUGCACACACUGGGGCAAAGGCACAGUGGUUUGCACCCGAUGCCAGUUACUCAAAACAUACAGCUAGUGUUUCAGUGUCAACACUGUCUCUCAUAGCAUCAGAAAUAAGAGGACUUGGACGUGUCUUGAACACCAUAAGCAAGGGUCUGUCCUCCAAUUGACAUCUCCUGUGAGAUCCUGUAGCCUUCCAAAACAGAGCUAUGUUGUGGUGGAUUAAAGUAUUUAAUUCAGACCUUACACCAGCUAGUCAGCUGUGGGUUUUUUUUUUUAGCAUGAUGUUCAUUAUUGGGUUCAGUUAGAAGAGAUUGCCUCUAAUGACAACUGCCCAACUAUUUUGUGUAAAAUGCCAGAGUUCAACUGUCUAUGCCAUGUUUACACCUAAACUUCCAAAUGCUCUUGAUAUUACCAAAGCUAUUUGAGUUUAAUCAUUAAAGGAUGUUUCUUACCACCA
Siniperca chuatsi (mandarin fish) is the source of this 3207-nucleotide messenger RNA. It is a transcript of the gene pmp22b, whose product is annotated as peripheral myelin protein 22b. The record is from RefSeq and is a predicted model, not a curated record. Gene Ontology annotation, cellular component: plasma membrane. Lineage: Eukaryota; Metazoa; Chordata; Actinopteri; Centrarchiformes; Sinipercidae. The transcript is spliced from 5 exons. The coding region runs from base 420 to 893 and encodes 157 amino acids.